This is a messenger RNA of Gastrolobium bilobum, 1091 nucleotides long. RefSeq lists its product as uncharacterized. The record is from RefSeq and is a predicted model, not a curated record. Lineage: Eukaryota; Viridiplantae; Streptophyta; Magnoliopsida; Fabales; Fabaceae. The coding region runs from base 78 to 1091 and encodes 337 amino acids. The transcript has 2 exons.
CCAAUAUUCUCUUCUUUUCAGUUAGAAAAACAAGAACUUUCUGCCAUUUACCUCAGCCUUAGACCCUCUCAAACACCAUGUCAUUGCCAUGGACACUAUUCAUGAUGACCCUUUUCUUGUGCAUUAUCUUCCCUAGUUAUCUGUGUCUCCCUGACCCUGAUGAUUCAGCAACAACCCUUAAGCCAAUUUUCCAAAGCCCAUCUCAGCCAGCAACAAUCCCUGCAUUCCCAGAACAAUCUGAUGUUGCAGGGUGUCCUCUGAAGCUAUCUGAUGAGUUUGUUGAUGGGAUAAAGAGUGCAUGUGGUGCCACCAAAGAUGGUGGUGCUGACAUGAAGCUCCACCGUAGCAGGUGUUGCCCUGUGCUUGCAGCAUGGUUGUACUAUGCAUAUUCUGCCACUGCACUUGGCAGAAUAAGCCAUAGCCAAAGCCAUACAACAACAUCAUCAUCAUCAUAUGACAUGCCCUUGUUGCCUGAUGAUUCAGAAACAUGUGUGAAUGGAUUGGGAGAGGCUUUGAAAGUGAGAGGGGUUGAGCUGAAUAAGCCAAAUGAGACUUGUGAUGUGGUGUAUUGCUACUGUGGCAUCAGGUUGCACCCUUUGAGCUGCAGUGAUGCAUUUUCAGUUUCCCAAAGUGGGAAACUUGUUGGGGAUGCAAGUGUGAGAAGAUUAGAGAAGAAUUGUUUGAGUAGCACCACAAAUGUCAAUGGCUUCCCUGGUCUUGGAGGGUGUUCUAAGUGCUUAAAUAGUCUCUAUUUGCUUAACAAGAAGACUUCAAAUUCAAGCAAAGCAGAAGAAAGGACCACCAAGAUCCACAACAAAGAUUGUGAGCUAAUGGGGUUGACAUGGCUUCUGGCUAAGAAUCAGACAGCUUAUAUUCACACAGUUUCUGGGGUUCUUCGUGCUUUGAUGUUGAACACUGAUGGCUCUGACCCUCAAUCUUGCACUCUAAACAGUGAUGGAAUGCCUCUUGCUGUGGAUUCAUCUGAAAUCUCUGAUCACUCUUCAUCAACCAACCUCCAACCACCUAUCUCUUUUUGUUUGUUGUUACUUUGUUUGCUACUACGUAUUGAGUUUACUGUGUUAUCUUCCUAA